AUGCACUGCCACGUGUCACCAUCGUCCGGGUCAGGCACCACCCUCCAACCAUCUCUCCACACUCCCCACGUGCCUUACCUGUGCCAAAACGAGCCCAACACCUUCUCUUACCUUUAUACAAGCAUAUAUGUCUUCCCUCUCCAAUUCAAAGUCAAUGCAGACCACAAAGCCCUAGUGUUCACUUUCUAUCCCCAUAGUUCCAUAUCUGUGAACACAUUUUGUUUUUUCAAAUCCAAUUUUUCUGUGGAAAUGUAUCUCAUUCCCAACAACAUUGGCUCAUGGUACAAAAAACGAGCAAAUGGAGAUGAAGAUGAUGAUGAUGAUGGCGAUGAUGGAUAUGACUACGUCCCUGCAGCAUGUAAGGAAAGAGAUGGAGAUGGAGAUGGAGAUAGCGAUGAUGAUGAUGGAGAUUACGACUAUGCUCCCGCAGCAUAGCAUCACUGGAGACUAACGAUGACAAUGAUGGUAAUAGCAGCUAUGAUAUUUACUUCUGCGGCAUCAAUGGAUUACAUAUUAGUAGUGUUAUAUGUGGUAUUGGUGCUCUAUGUUAAUGAUAGAGUGGCUUUAAAAGCUAAUGAUGGGUUUGUCAAAAACCCUACUUUUUUGUAGUUUAUAUUGAGGUUAUGCAUUUGAUGUUCAUGAGAUCAUGAUUUUAAUGGAACUUCAUAUAUUUUUG
This is a messenger RNA of Ilex paraguariensis (yerba mate), 676 nucleotides long. Lineage: Eukaryota; Viridiplantae; Streptophyta; Magnoliopsida; Aquifoliales; Aquifoliaceae. The record is from the annotation of a GenBank genome assembly.